This is a messenger RNA of Dunckerocampus dactyliophorus (ringed pipefish), 4368 nucleotides long. RefSeq names its product espin like a (gene espnla). NCBI's taxonomy places the organism in Eukaryota, Metazoa, Chordata, Actinopteri, Syngnathiformes, Syngnathidae. Bases 208 to 3009 code for a protein of 933 amino acids. Gene Ontology annotation, biological process: actin filament bundle assembly. Gene Ontology annotation, molecular function: actin filament binding. The transcript is spliced from 11 exons. Gene Ontology annotation, cellular component: cytoplasm. The record is from RefSeq and is a predicted model, not a curated record.
CAUUAGUGUGCUGCAGCAGGUCUAACAAGGUCCAGAUGUCCACGGAGGUCCAACCGGCACUUUUGUUUCUCAAAAAGGACACCAAAACAUUUUAUGAUGGAUUGUUGAAAGAGACCACCAGACGCUACAGUUGUGGUCUCUUCCGACAAAACAAAUGCACCCGAUGCUGCAAUGUGAGUUUCUGAAACUUUACACGUUUCUUCCUGCAUGUCUGGAUGUUCGGAGGACCGAGAUGCUGCCGGCGCCACGGCGCUCCACCUUGCGGCCCGCUUUGGUUGCGUGGAGGUGGUCACGUGGCUCCUGUCCGUCAAGGGGACAGCGGAGGUGGAAACCAAGUGCGGGGCUCUGGCUGCUCACUACGCUGCAGUCAGUGGCGACCUCGGGUCUUUGAUGCUGCUUGUUCAGCAGACGCCACGGUGCGUGAACCACCAGAUGUCCACCGGCGCCAGCCCGCUCUACCUGGCCUGCCAGGAGGGACACGUGCGCAUGGUGGAACACCUGGUGAAGUACUGUGGCGCUGACGUGCACGUGAGGGCCUACGACGGCAUGAGCUGCCUGCACGCCGCUGCGCACAUGGGCCACGAAGACGUGGUGGCGUGGCUGGUGAGCCACACGGACAUCAGCCUGUCCUGCCAGGACGUAGAAGGAGCCACCGCCCUGCACUUUGCCGCCAGCAGGGGGCACUCUCGUGUCUUGGAGCGGCUGCUUGAAGCCGAGGCGAUGGUCAUGAAGGAUUACUGGGGCGGGACGCCCCUGCAUGAUGCGGCAGAGAACGGAGAGCUGGAGUGCUGUAAAAGCAUACUGGCCCGCCACCCCGAGCCCGCCGACAGAGAUAUUGAUGGACUCACGGCGGCCGACCUGGCCGAGUAUAACGGCCACCAUGAGUGCGCCAGAUACCUGCGUGCAAUGGAGAACAACGUAAGAACACCUGCUGUGUUUUUUUUCUUCCGCUCCUCCGAGCAUCUGUGGUCUUUGCCGUGUUUGGGGGAGGCCGCCGGUGCUGAUAAGUCCAUCAUCAUCCCAGCGGAGGAAGUGUCGCAGCGCAGCAAGCGGGUCCGUUUCCACGGCAGCGAGAGCGCCUUCAUGGACACCUUGAAGCAACCUGAGAGUGAGGAGACCUCAGCAGCAAGAUACCCUCAGCCACCUCCCUUACCUUCUUCUCCAUCCACGCCCGCCCAGCCGCAAAAGAGCAUCAUACCCAGAAUUGAGAAGGUUCAAACCGCAACAUCUGUUAUUAAAGGUUUAAAUCAGCCAAAGGCAGCCAGGAGUCGCACGACAUCCUCUGCUGACAAGAGGGCGCUACCUGAUGCCAGCCUCCUGAGCGACAUGAAGCCCAUCAUGACGCUCAAACAGUCGUCCCUGACGGGUGUCUUCACCGGCCAAGCCAGCAAGAUGGUGGUUCUCCCCACCGAGCAGGCCAACCUGGCGGACAUCGACCACCUGGUGCCCACCCAUGACGAGAAGGGCCGCCCCAUCGCAGAGUGGAAGCGGCAGGUGAUGGUGAGGCAGCUGCAGGCCCGGCUGCUGGACGAGGAGGACCAGAGGAGGAAGGAGAACGGCAAGAGGUUCGCCAAAGUCAGCUGGAGGUACUCGCAGGCCCACAAUGCCAUCUUGGGUCCGUCUGGCGAGCUUCUGACGGAGCAUGACCUCAUCUACCUGGAGCAGCAGAUCUCCAACGUGGCCAUGCAGAGGCACUGUGAGGGCUACGAGCUGGAGCUGGCCCGACUGGCCGACGAGCUCCGCCACAUCCUGCCGGCGCCCAUCGUCAACAUCACGGUCAACACGCAGUUCAGAGACUUCACCAGUCAGGUUCCUCUGCCUGUGUGGUGUGGUCGCAUCUCAGGCAUCGUGAAGAGCAUGUCGCUGCUCAUGAGCAACCUGACGGACCAGCCCUACUGCAAGAUGCCCAACACCGACCUUGUCACCGUUUUUUCCCAGACGCCCGACAGACAGGACUCCACUAGAGGGCGCCGAGAGAGGAUCGAGGACGAGAUGCAACAGUUUGGAGUGUCUGUGAGGACGCUCAAGUCAAAUUUUGAGAUGCAGAACUCCCCUGAGGACAGCAAUGUGUUCAACACCUCCACUCCACAAGAAUCGAGUGAGUCGGAGAAAUCCCCUCAAUUCUCCAGUCCAGACCAGAACAGCGAUGUGCACCAGGGGGCGAAUGUUUCAGGAGUUGUUGAGACAACCAGCCUCAGGAAGGAGCGCAUCGUCGUGCUUUUCCUGGGCCACUGGAAGAAAUCUGCUUACACGGUGACGCUCAAGAGCAAGGAUGCGGCAGAGAGGAAGGGGAGCGGCGGCUCUGAGACGGGUGAUGACAAACGUGGUCCGGAGUGCCGGACAAGCGAGGACAUUGCCCAGUCCAAGAUGAUGAACAGUUCUUUGGGACACUUCUUCAAGCAGAGGAGUGCCGUCAACAAGAUGCUGGGGAACUGGAGGAACAUGAUCUCCAGUGUUCCUUCAAGGCAGAUCCGACGGCUCCACAGGCAGCAAGUCCUCUACUCCCCGGAGCAGUUCCUUCCCCGUGUGGACGGCGUGCCCUUGGAGUACGAUAAGCUGACCCUCGACCUCUUCAUGCUGGGCUACUUCCACAUCUUGGAGCUGGAGCUGCCGGUGGACGAGCGCAAGAUGAGACACCUGCUGUGCUUCGAGGUGUUCGACCACGUCGGCAGCUUCCCCUGGGAGCUGGUGAGGGACUUCCACAAGGCCGUCAUCGAGGACAUCGAGGCCGGCAACCGCCAGUGGAAGGAUGGCUUCGAGGACCUGAAAGUCAAGUUCUUUGGCAACGUGACAAGUGCGCCCGAGGCCUCGGCGGAGGCGGAGACAGGCCGCCUUCCAGAGAUGACGUCGCUCCCGAAAGUCAUCGUACAGACGCCCACGCCGGAUGAGGGAUCGCUCUACACCGGAACCGACAUCUCCUGUUUCAGCAACGAGGAGAUAUGCCAAUACAUCGACCGGAGCUUCGCUUUUUGGAAGGAGAAGGAGGCGGAGAUUUUUGAUUUUGAGUAGCUGGUUGCUUGGGUUUUGAUAACUGUGUCAGAGCGGGGGUCACAUUGACUACAUAGUCGGCCAUGUUUGUUUAGAUCACGUUCAAGUUUCAUGUUUUUGUAACAGCAGCAGAGAUAUCAACGUGGGCCAAAAAUGAUAUCACUUUCUUCAAUUUCGAUGAAAUUAUGGCUCAUAGAUUCAAAGAUUGAUAGAUUCAGUUCCACUGAUUGUUUUGUAGUCAGUAGAUCGCCGCCUAUUCGCGGUUCGGCAUUCGCACCCCCAUUUAUUCACGCAUUUGUCAUUACAGUAGCUGCUUUAAAUUGGAACUUUUUCAGUUUUUUAUGGUACCUUAACCCUAGAGCACUUAUGUCGGGUGAUUUACACCCACACAAUUCUUGCCAUGUGAUUUUCAUGGUGUUGCUGCUGUCUGAGUUGCAUGGGUGCUUGGGUAUCUUCAGGCUGCUCACUCCUGUCAUUCAUGCUAUGUUUGUUUCCCUCCUCCCAUCUAUGUUUUUUUCAAGAGGCAUGCGUUUGGGUGAUUUUCACUCGACGUUAGUGAUAGAGAGUAACAUAUUUUACAGGUGGAUUUACCUGAUGUUAGUGUUAGUGUGUUUAAAUCAGGCUAUUUGGUGCUCUUUGCACCAAAUAACUAACUCUGGUGUCCUUCCUCCGUGACGCAGCUUCAAAAAAGAAGCUUGUCCUACUCUUGUCAUCCAUGCACACACAACCAAGUAUUGGACCCAUUCACAAGCCUGAGGUGAUUGAGUUUUACAAUCAAACGAAGAGAGGUGUUGAUACUUUGGACCAGAUGUGCGCCGAAAAACCAAGAGGUGACCUCAGUGUGUGCUACGUGGCAUGAUGACACACAAAUGAAGAGGAGGCAGUAUAUGCACGCUUUGGCAAUGGCACUCAUUAAGCCACGGGCAGAGCAGAGGCUCCCCUCUUCACGUCUGUCACGUCAGCUCAUAAUCCUCAUCUACAGCGAGUGCGACAUCCCCACACCUGGCACUCCUGUGGGCGAGGUUGGACCAGUGGCAGCAGACAGCGGAGGUCCCUUAGUGAGGUGUGCUGAGUGCCACAGGCUCGGACAGGAAGACACAACACAGAUGUCAUGUCUGCCGUCGACCAGUGUGUGCUCGCCAUUACUACCCUGCCUAUUCCGACUGCAUGUAAGGUAUAAGGAAGACUGUGCCUUCACCAGACGAAGCUCACAUGUCCCAGGAAUGGGUGGACCGAAGAACAAGUUCACAGCUCCAAUAUUAUUUUUUUGGUUUGGAAAUUUCUCGUUAAGGAUUACCUGAUUUUUCACAAAUUUUGCUUCCUUUUUAAAGGGUGCCUUUUUAAAAUAUUGUAUGUGAUAUUGUAUAUCGGGAAAUUAAA